This is a messenger RNA of Entelurus aequoreus (snake pipefish), 4358 nucleotides long. Its product is annotated as galectin-related protein B-like. Lineage: Eukaryota; Metazoa; Chordata; Actinopteri; Syngnathiformes; Syngnathidae. The coding region runs from base 202 to 738 and encodes 178 amino acids. The record is from RefSeq and is a predicted model, not a curated record. Gene Ontology annotation, molecular function: carbohydrate binding. The transcript has 6 exons.
CAGUAGAACGAUGCUUCUCUUAAACAUCACUUGUUUUCAACGAUAUACAGAUAAACGGCCACCACUGCGUGGGGAUGCCCUCCUGCGAGCAGGCAUUGCCACGACGCGGAGGUCCCAAGCCGGCCCGGCGGGGCAGCGCUCCACUCCCCUCCCGCCCCUCCCCUCUCCUCCCUCCCUCCUCCAGGACAGGACAGCAUCAAGAUGGCGGUGCAGGCAGCAGAAAACGACGCGAUUAACGUGGAGGAUGAGCAGCUGAACGACUCGCUGGGCAGCGCCGGCCUCAUCUCACCUGACAAGGAGGAUCUAGCACGUCUUCUGACGGUGCCUUUCAGCGGACGCAUCAGGGGCGGCAUGAGGCCCGGGAAGAAGAUCAUAGUGAUGGGUAUUGUGGACCUAGAGCCGGACAGCUUCGACGUGAGCCUGACGUGCGGACGGGACUUGGACAAGGAGGAUCCAGCGUACGAUGUGGCCCUGAAGCUCACCGCCCGCUUCUCGGACCGGCAGUUCCUACGCAGUGCUCGCAUCGCCGGGAAGUGGACCCAGGAGGAGGCCUCCACCGCCUACUUCCCCUUCAUCCCCGAUCAGCCUUUCAGGGUGGAGAUCCACUGCGAGCACCAGCGGUUCCGAAUAUUCGUGGACGGACACCAGCUCUUUGACUUUUACCACAAAGUAAAAUCUUUGACGUCCAUCGACACUGUGCGGAUAGCCGGCGACCUACAGAUCACCAAGCUGGGCUAACGGCACACGCCGCCGCUCCAAAGGUUGUGCGUGUGUGCGUGCGUGUGUGUGUAUACAUGUGUGUGUGUUUGUGGGGGUGCGCAGCAAGGACUUGGCACACAUAACUCAUCACACACACACACACACAAAAAGCUCCAAUGGGAAGUUUCUCUGCUUUCGUUCUUUCUUUGUAUUUUCUUUUCUCUUCUUUUAUUCUCGCGUCACUUUUGUCACAUUUCACAGCAUUUUUUUUACCCCUUUCAGGAAAUGUUGCAUACCAACAAACUCUUGCUUAUGCAACGUGCACAUGUGUAUCUAAUUGAACCUCGGGCGUUUUUAUUUGCUCUCGAUCCGCAGAGAUGUUUUUAUUAGAUAGUCACGAUAUUGAGUUUUUCGAGCCGAUAGCGAUCAUUACCAGCUAAACGCCAAUUACGAUAACUUACUGUAUUAUAUGUGUUGUUUUUAAAUGGAGAUAGUUCCAGGUGGCUGGGAAGGUUUGAUGUGUUGAAGCGUGAUUUUUUUUUUUUUUUUUUUUUUUUGCGGAACAAAAGACGUCUUCCUCUGAGGUCCCACGCGAUCGGGGUUUGUUUACAAUGAGUUCAGGGAACACGUAGGAGAAAGGGAGCGCUUGGUUUGCUCACCUUAACCCACCCAUAGCACCGUACAUUUAAUAAUGUGUCAUUGAAGGGUUUAGUUUUCUUUUUAACAGUAAUUUUUUAAAUCAAAUGUAUUGGUGUGACGUAGGGCUGGGCUUGAUCACGAUUUAAGUGUUUUGUAUCAGUCGAUAUCGAUAAUUAUUACAGAUGUCCGAUAAUAUCGGACUGCCGAUAUUAUCGGCCGAUAAAUGCUUUAAAAUGUAAUAUCGAAAAUUGUCGGUAGCGGUUUCAACAAGUAAAAUUUAUGACUUUUUAAAACGCCGCUGUGUACACGGACGUAGGGAGAAACCUUAAAGGCUUUUCACACACACAAGUGAAUGCAAGGCAUACUUGGUCAACAGCCAUACAGGUCACACUGAGGGUGGCCGUAUAAACAACGUUAACACUGUUAAAAAUAUGCGCCACACUGUGAACCCACACCAAACAAGAAUGACAAACACAUUUCGGGAGAACAUCCGCACCGUAACACAACAUAAACACAAAAGAACAAAUACCCAGAACCCCUUGCAGCACUAACUCUUCCGGGACGCUACAAUAUACACCCGCCGCCACCUCAAUCCCGCCCACCUCAACCUCCUCAUGCUCUCUCGGGGAGAGCAUGUCCCAAAUUCCAAGCUGCUGUUUUGAGGCAUGUUAACAAAAAUAAUGCACUUUGUGACUUCAAUAAUAAAUAUGGCAGUGCCAGGUUGGCAUUUUUUUUCCCAUAACUUGAGUUUAUUUAUUUUGGAAAACCUUGUUACAUUGUUUAAUGCAUCCAUCACAACAAAAUUAGGCAUCAUAAUGUGUUAAUUCCACGACUGUAUAUAUCGAUAUCGGUUGAUAUCGGAAUCGGUAAUUAAGAGUUGGACAAUAUCGGAUUUCGGCCAAAAAGUAAUUAUCGGACAUCUCUAAUAAUUAUUGAUAUUUUUUAUGACCUAUGGAAAAUAUAUUUUAUUAUGGGCCUGCUGCUGCAUUAUUAUUGCGCAUACUUCAACUUGUAUUAUUAUAGUUCCGCACGUUUCUCUUACGAUUAAUACGAGACGAACCGGCCAACAAACCCCCACAUAUGUUACACCGUCGGAAAGGUCUCGCUCGCGCCGACAGCGGUACUUUAUCAGAAUCACAAUCAGAAAUGUUUUAUUACUCAUACAUCUCACCUUUUUUGUAAGGGGCACCGGAAGUUGGCAGACCCGUCAGCGAUCCUGUUCUGUCUCCCUGUAAUGUUUGAUCCUGUUCUGUCUCUCUGUAAUGUUUGUCUAAUCUUUAAUGGGAUUGUGCUGAAAAUUUUAAUAUCCCCUCGGGGAUUAAUAAAGUAUUUCUGAUUCUGAUUACGUUGGGAACAUUUCGUGUUACCAUGGCGACACAAAACACACACAAGAAAAAUGGGCCAAUUUAAUGGGUACAUACCUUUUCUAAUGGACGAUUGCUUUGAGACAAAUGUCAAAAAAGACAAGAUUACCUCCUCUUGUAGCUCAGCCAUACUUUCACAUACCUCGUGCUUAACGUCUCAUUUUGUUCACAUACUUGUCUACUUUAACCCUGGCUAAAAAAAAAAUGUACGUCCUUUUUUUUGGUUUUGGCUGGAUGGCCAUCGGAAGGAAAGUUAGCUCUGUUGCUCUUUAAGUACAGUUAUUGUCAGGUUCAAACAAAGAUGACAUCUAUUAAACAAGACAAGACGCAAAGAAUCAAACAGAGGCAGAAUUCAAUUUUGACUCAAUUGAGGAGAAACGUGUCAACCUGUAACCUCUUACAGUGACGAAAAAGGUUUAGGUCUCCUCCUUUAUUUGGUCACUUCCUGUUUACACAACAACACCUGCUUCCAAAGGAAUGGGGAGUAUGUAAACAGUCAUUGUUUUCGUUUACAUUAACACAAAAGAAAAAGAUGCCUCGGGCUUGGGCUGGUCCUGGUUUCAGCCUGGGCAGGUCUUGGAUGACAAUAGAUAACCCCCUCCUGUCUCCUCCCAUCGUACACAAUGGAAUUUUCCAAGCCUUUGCUUGGUGCAACAAAGACAGCCUCUUGUCUGUUCAUUGGGAACUCAGAGAACGGAAAGUUUUUUGAUAAUUUACAUACAAUUUUUCUGACAGCUAUACUUAAAACUCACGGAUUCGGACACUCGGCACCGUCUUCAAAGUACGACGGCUUCCGACGACCCCCGGCCAGAGGUCCUGGGCACAGACAGCAGGCCCAUCAAAAUUUCUGCGGGAAUUUUCUCGUUUGAAAUGUAACCCUCCUCUGAUUAUAAUGCCCUCAGCUGUCAAGGCAGAAAGGAAAUGUCAACACAAGCAUGGAAAUCACUCAAACAAUGUCAACAAAAUAGUAAAAUCACAUUGAACACUUAACAACGAGCUCUUAAAAUGAAGGAAUAUGUAAGAAAUGCUUCAUAAAGUGUAAGAAAAUAGUGCAAAGUGUGAAAAAGUAAACAUAGAGAAACCUGAGAGGAACUAUUUUAUGCAGGUUUAGGUGCCAGGUAAGUUACAGCUGUGCUCUAAAGGGUGAGCGCGGCUAAAGUGGUGUGGUGUUUUAUGGCACUUAUCAUUGAUGUGGAUUACGUGUCUACCGCGAUAUACACUGAUAUCGUUUUAUCGCCCAGCCCUAGUGUGACGCCGUUAUUCCUCACAUCGGCCCAGUAUUUAUUGUGCACCCCUCAUAGAUGAUAAAUAGAGGUUUUUUUUAGUUCUUGAAACGUAUUGCACUAAGUUGAUCAGUUCAAAGAUUACCAAGGACAGCUGGAGUCUAGACUAACUAGAGAUGUCCGAUAAUAUCGGCCGAUAAAUGCUUUAAAGUGUAAUAUCGGAAAUUAUCGGUAUCGUUUUUUUUAUUAUCGGUAUCGUUUUUGUUGUUGUUGUUGUUGUUGUUUUUAAUUAAAUCAACAUAAAAAACACAAGAUACACGUACUAUUAGUGCACCAACCAAAAAAACCUCCCUCCCCCAUUUACACUCAUUCACACAAAAGGGUUGUUUCUUUCUGUUAUCAAUAUUCUGGUUCCUACAUUAUAUAUCAAUAU